GCCGCAUCUAAAGACGUUAGCUAAAGAGAGAAUCCAGACCUCCCACAAGGGAACUGAAGACAAAGGAAGAACUUCACACUUUUUUACUUAGGUAGGAGAAUGCACCACUAUCCACUCCCAUCUCUCUGGGUAGAAGACCUCAGACUCGGGAAAUCCCUUUCCCUCUAGGGACACUGAAAACAAAAGUUCCUGUCCUCACUUCAGACUCAACUCAGGCAAUCCCUAUCCCUGUGGCUGCACCGAAGACAAAGCCAAUCCUAAUCCCCUCGGAUAGACCGAAGAAUCACCUAAUCUCUGCGGAUACACUUCAAAGAGAAAAGAAACCCUUCUUGCUGCCUAUUCUCGGCAUCUAGUGUUCUGGCUUUAAACAGUUAGAGCCCCCUUUCAGUCAGUUCCGAUUCGGUUAGCUACUUAGGAUGAAUCACACGGAGGCUGAAAAGGUGAAGAUACCCACGGAGCGGUAAAUUGGCACUCCUGGUCAGCUUUCUGUCGUUCGGGUUUUCUUCCUUUCCACGAGCCAAUUAUGCGUAGCGCUCAGGGAAGGGCAAGUUGCUUUGUCUUACUUGCUAGCACCAGGGAAAGGCCGAAAGGAUACCAGGAAAGGCCUCCAACAGGCUCCCUACCAUCGGUCUUCUCGCUUAAUCAGUACAAGAUUUGCGUUCUCCCUUCUUCCGUGGGUGGGUAUAGCGCUUUCCUUCCUCUAGUUCGAGAGUUGCAGAAGCAAGAAAGAAGCUUCCAUUAGCAUUAGUAGUUGGCACUCAUCCCGCUCUCCCGACAAAGAAAGAGUUUAAGAUUGACCGUAGGAGAGAUUUAAUUCAUUUCUUUUCUCCUGUCUUGCUUUCCGGAGCGGGGAGUCCCUAUAAAUAAGAAGAGUUAGGAGGAAGCCACUUUGAAGCGGGUUGCGAGGCUCCCGAUCCUACUACUUUACUAUGAAUAUUAACUAAGAACCUCAUUCUAAAGCUAACGACUUAGCGAAUCAGUCCCCGAGCCAGUGAAGAUCGGACUCCUUUGUAUGGAAAAGGGGAGGAAAUUCAAAAGUAAAGGAGACAGAGGGUGCUCUCUUUUAUUAGUUUUUAUAAGGCCUGAGAGUGGAAGGCUCCCCGCCUUCGGUAAUCAAAGAGCUUCUAGUACGAAAUUAUGCAUUCUUUAUUUUAUCCGCUUUCCAACUUCCGUUAGAAACUAAUCUCGCUAAGUUCUUACAUAAGACGUUCCUCCCUCCCGGAAUAGGGUUUAGGCUAGAGCUUGGUGCGCUAAUAGGGGCCCCGGUUUUAGCAUUCCAUGCCAUCAACAGUUCAAGGUAACUAGUUAGUGCGGCGUAACGAGUCUUAUUUGUGC
Molecule: messenger RNA, 1335 nt
Organism: Rubroshorea leprosula
Lineage: Eukaryota; Viridiplantae; Streptophyta; Magnoliopsida; Malvales; Dipterocarpaceae
Source: the annotation of a GenBank genome assembly